AUGUACGGCGCAGAAGUAUGGGGAUGGAGAGAACAAGGAUUGCUGGAGGAUGUACAAACAAGGUAUUGGAAAUGGGUACUAGGCUGGGCGACGGAGACUCCAGGGUAUGUAGUGAGGGAGGAGGUUAAGGUGGAUGCAAUUUUUAGACAUGGCGAUAGAACUCCAGACAGUUUAUAUCCAAAUGAUCCAUACACCGAAGAAGAUUUUUAUCCAUACAGAAUUGCUCAUUUAACAAAUAAAGGAAAAUUGACUUCCUAUAACCUUGGAACGUACCUCCGUAGAAAAUAUAAUAACCUUCUUGGAGAUGUCUAUACUCCGGAUAUUUUAAGUGCGAUUUCAUCUCAUCUUCCAAGAACUAAAGCGAGUCUUCAAGCUGUUUUAGCGGGUUUAUACCCCCCAUCCGAAGAAUUAAUUUGGGAGAAAAAUUUACUUUGGGAACCCAUACCUUACGAUUAUUUACCCGCCAAAGAAAACAUAUUAUUUAGUUCAGUGAGAAUUUGUCCAAAUGGACUUAAAUUGUUAAACGAAAAUUAUAUUAAACUCGACUCAGAUCCGAUAUAUCAAAAAUAUAAUUAUUUAUAUCCGUUUUUACUAGAAAAUUCAGGUUUGAAUGACAACUUUUACAAUGUGGCUAGAUUUUUAUUUUCAACAUUAAAAUCUGAAGAAGAUCUUGGUAUGGAAUUACCAAAAUGGACUAAAAGAACUUAUUCAACAAUAAAUGGCGUGAAUGAAGCAAAAAAUAAGAAAAUUUAUUUAUAUUCAGGUCAUGAUGAAAACGUUGCUGCAAUUUUAUAUUUCUUAGAUAAUUUUAUUGCGCACAUUCCGAAUUAUGGAGCACAUAUUAUUAUAGAAGUUCAUAAAUUUAGUGGAAUUUAUUUCCUAAAGUGCGGAAGCCGUGCUGUCUGGUUGCUAGUCCGCCUGUGCUCUCUAUUACAUUAUUUAAUCUGCUCCGAAGCAGCCUUCCAAGCAGCUUCCCCGCGGUGUCCAGCAUGCACAGGGGUCGCAUCGGGGAAAGUACCCUCUUUAAGGCAUGCGUUGUACAUGUGUAGCAUGACAUCAGGGAAUGUUGUAACGGCCACCUUAAGGGCCUCCGAAGGAAUUCCAUCUGGGCCUGGGGCCUUUCUAUUCUUCAUCGCCGCGCAAGCCUUAACUAAUUCCUCCUCGGUGAAAGGGGGAGCCUCGUUCGUGUUGAGUAGGGAUGUAAAAUUCUGCUUGGGUUGGUUUGGAAAGAGUGCGUUGACUAUGGGUAACAUCAUCUCGGCGUCAAACACUACAGGUGCAGAAGCGUGA
This is a messenger RNA of Onthophagus taurus, 1290 nucleotides long. Lineage: Eukaryota; Metazoa; Arthropoda; Insecta; Coleoptera; Scarabaeidae. The record is from RefSeq and is a predicted model, not a curated record.